Molecule: messenger RNA, 703 nt
Organism: Aspergillus neoniger CBS 115656
Lineage: Eukaryota; Fungi; Ascomycota; Eurotiomycetes; Eurotiales; Aspergillaceae
Exons: 2
Coding region: 397-588 (63 amino acids)
Source: RefSeq, a predicted model, not a curated record
CAGCACACGCCCAAACCCGAUUCCUCAAACUCCUAAGUAACUCCUAAGUAAUUAAAUUAGAGAAGAAGUCUACUAUUGACUAUUAAAUUUCCAACCAACCCGACCUAAACCCACCCCACGCAGAUUCGUCAUGCUUCAUUUCCAAAUAUUCCUGUUUAUUGUUUCAGGUUCACAUGCGCAUCGGAAACAAGCAGAUAGACGUAAACACAGAACCAGAACUUAUAAAGAGAGAGGUAUUGUAAUCCGGACUAUGUUCAUCACCCAUAUUCACAGUAAUGUUUUGCCCAGUGGCGCAGGGGAAAUACCUACUGUAGUAGCAAAAAGAAACGGUGAAAAAGGAAAAGGGAGAAAUGAAGAAAUGACACACAUACACAUACAACUACACACAGCCAUGCCAUGACAUGCAGCAGACAGGACACGACACCCAACCAGCCAGUAGAAACAAAAGGUAACUUGCCACAGCAAACAAAAACACACAACAGAACAAACAGGGAGAGGGAGAAGGAGAAGAAAAAGGAGGGCUACUCUAGGCAGGGAGAGAAUGAUACCCAAUCCAGGCAGAGAAGAAAAGGGUCACACAAGACAUGACACAUUGACGAGGUGGGAAAAGUUUGUCUACUAGGCUGUAAGUAAGUAGUUUUCCUUGAACACGCGCAGAAAACUUGGAUCAACCACUGAGGAAAGAGGCUCAGGUAGGACGAAG